AAACUAGUAACACAUUUUCAAAAGCUGAUGAUAUGGAUGCUAUUUACAUAAAAUGACAAUAGAAGACCAUGAUGCUUUUUCAAUUUUUUAAGUGACGAGGAACUUUAGCUUGGCACUUAUAAAUACCCAUCUUCAGCAUCGCUAUUAUUCAAGUAGCACAAUACACAAGCAAUUACAUCCUUUUUGUUCCUCCACUAUAAAAAUGGCUGCUGCUAAUGCCACCGCCGCUUUGGAUGCCCCGCCAAGCUGGCCCAAUGGCCGUCCGCCACUUGUAUUUUCUACCGAAAGCAAGUGGGACCAAAUUUUCGUCUCGUUUACAUUGGACCAUCAGGUUCAAGAGAAGUAUGCGGAAGCUAUUUCGGUACUCAAAGAAGAAGCAAAGAUGAUGUUAACAAUGGCUAAAGGGAAAUCAAUCAGUGAGAGGUUAGUACUAAUCGACACGCUUGAGCGUUUGGGGGUUGGAUAUCACUUUGAUCAAGAGAUUGAGGAUCAACUUGAACAUACCUUGACCGAGUUUGAGAAGGAACGCGAAGGCUAUGAUUUGUUUACUACUGCACUUUGGUUUCGUCUAUUGAGGCAACAUCGCCAUUAUGUCUCUUGUAAUGUUUUUGACAAGUUCAUUGACCAAGACAAAAGAUUCAAAGAAACCUUGACUGAUGAUGCUAAGGGCCUGCUUAGCCUGUAUGAAGCAGCCCACUUGAGAAUCCAUGGGGAACAAAUCUUGGACGAGGCUUUGACUUUCACGAUACAUCAUCUGAAGCGUAUGGUACAACAGUUGGAGUCUCCACUUCAAGACCUCGUAAAGCGAGCUCUAGAGAGACCUCUCCACAGGGGCCUUCCACGAAUAGAAACUCGUUACUAUAUUGUCUCGUACGAAAAAGACGACUCGAGGAACGAACAACUUCUCAAACUAGCCAAGUUGGAUUUUAAUUAUUUGCAGAAUAUGUACAAGAACGAGCUGCAGGAAAUCACUAGGUGGUGGAACAAGCUGAACCCAAACCUGCCAUACGGGAGAAAUAGAAUUGUUGCGUCUUAUCUUUGGGCGACCUCAUUCCACUUUGAACCCCAGUAUAAGAUUCUACGCGUGGCUGUCACAAAAAUCUUUCAAAUACUUACACUUCUUGAUGAUACAUAUGACACUUAUGCAACGAUUGAAGAAGCUGAUUUGUUUGCUGAGGCUGUGGAAAGGUGGAAUAUGGAUGAGGUGGACGGGCUUUCAAAUGAGUUGAAACUCAUGUACGAGUGUGCUCUCAAGUUUUAUGACGACUACGAAGAAGAAGCAGCAGCACAAGGAACAAUGUUUGCAGUUCCUUAUGCCAAAGAGGCUGUGAAAGAAUUAUGUUGGGCCUACAGCCGAGGGCUCAAGUAUACCAUGGGAGGCCCAAUGGCAACAUUCGAGGACUACAUUUUAAAUUCGGUGUUUGGGGGUGUCAUUUAUGCAACAUACCCAGCCGCCUUCUUGGGCUUGAAAUCUGCUAGCCAAGAAACCAUAGAUUGGCUUAUCAGCAAGCCCAAUAUCAUUCGGGCUUCGGCUUUGGUGUGCCGGUACUUGGACGACUUGGGCAGCUAUCAACGCGAGAGCCAAAACGGGAUGCUCCUAACAGGGUUCGAUUUCUAUGUGAAACAUCACGGUGGAUCGGUGCAAGAGGCUAAGGAUAAGUUUGUGGAGCUAGCUGAAGAUUCGUGGAUAAGUUUUAACACGGAAUGGAUAACUAAAGUUAGAAGAGAGGUGCCAAAGGAAGUUGCGGAAGUGCUUCUUGGUUACGUUCGAGCAGCCGAUGUCUUUUACAGGAAUAGCAGAGAUGGGUUCGCGAAAUGUCACGCGAUGGCACCAGAAGUUUACGGUCUCUUGGUGGACCCCAUUAUCGUCUAACAAAGUAGCUUCAUUUCCCAAAAUAAGACCACCACAGAAAACUUAGCUGCUUUCAUUUCACUUUUCUAUAGUGAAUCACUUGAGGUCCUCAGGAUGUGGUGACAACCGUGUGAACACUAUUUUGGUUUGUGUUGUGUAAUUCUAUUUUUCAUUGACCCUGAAUUGACCCUUAAGGGAUUCCGGAUUGGUUCGACCCUUGGUCGUGUCUAUUUUAAUAUGACUUUAAGUUAUAUUUCAUGGUCUUCAAUUUUUUACCUUAUUAUUUUCAAUUAGUCAAACAAAUAAAAAGUACAUUCAUGUAUAUAACGG
This is a messenger RNA of Striga asiatica, 2182 nucleotides long. NCBI's taxonomy places the organism in Eukaryota, Viridiplantae, Streptophyta, Magnoliopsida, Lamiales, Orobanchaceae. The record is from the annotation of a GenBank genome assembly.